Cataglyphis hispanica is the source of this 2229-nucleotide messenger RNA. RefSeq lists its product as uncharacterized. The coding region runs from base 223 to 1911 and encodes 562 amino acids. Gene Ontology annotation, molecular function: long-chain fatty acid-CoA ligase activity. NCBI's taxonomy places the organism in Eukaryota, Metazoa, Arthropoda, Insecta, Hymenoptera, Formicidae. The transcript is spliced from 8 exons. Gene Ontology annotation, biological process: fatty-acyl-CoA biosynthetic process; long-chain fatty acid metabolic process. The record is from RefSeq and is a predicted model, not a curated record.
GUAAGAUAUUGAUCGUUUUUCUUCUAUAACCUUGAGAUUAUUUCGUAAAAAUAGAUAAAUAUUACGCUGACAUUAUAGCUUAUUGUCAGACACGCAGUAUUCAUUGUAACACAAAUAGUGCUAUUACUUUGGAUAGAAAUAAAUUGAGAAUAAAAUUUCAACAUUUUUAAUUCAAUAAUAUAAUUACGAAAAGCUGAAGAAAGAGUUAAUAUCAUUGGCAAUAUGGAAACUUCUAGGAAAAAAAAUGAUACAUUUUAUAUAAAAAACAAUAUUUUAAUAGGACAGGAAACUUUGAAUCUAGAUGAAAAAAAUUGUAUAAAUAUUGGGGAACUAAUUUUAAAAUCCUUCGAGUCUAACUCGAAUUUUAUUGGCCAGGUGAAUGCCAUAACGAAAGAAGUAAAUACGUUUGAAGACAUGAGAGGGAAGAGUGUGAAAUGUGCAUUAUGGAUGCAAAAAUUGGGUGUUCAACCCAAUGAUGUAAUAAUGAUAUGCACAAACAAUCAUUUAGACGCUUAUGUACCGUUUCUGGCGGCUUUAUACAUCGGUGCUAUUGUUAGUCCAUUGGAUCAGUAUUUUGCCGAAGACAAUUUAAGUUAUUUUUUGGAACAAGUUAAGCCAGUUAUGCUCUUUAUUGAUGAAAAGUUUUAUGAGAUAGCUUAUCGUUCCGCGAAUCAAUUAAAUCUUCUUAAAAACAUACCAAACCCAACAAUCAUUGCUUUUCAUGAAAUUAAAAAUAAAGAUUUAUUAAAUAAAUAUAAUAAUUUAUCAACUCUAGAAAAAAUUAUUAAUGACUACUACGAUAUAAUAAGUGUUAAACAUUUUUCCUGUGCAAAAGUGGUAAAUAUGAAGUCAACUGCGAUGAUAUUGUUUACUUCAGGCACAACUGCUUUUCCCGAACUUGUAAAAAUUCCUCAUUUAGCUUUCAUGGCUCCAUCAGAUCAACAAGCACCCAAUAUGCUUAAAAAUGAUAUCGCUCUGUUGUUCGAAUCCUUGUGUUUUAUCAAUGGCAUAUUCAUAACUAUUCAGGCUAUUCUUCUACAAGUAACAAUAAUCAGGAUUAAAAUACAGUUUGAUGCAGAAGUAGCAUGUAUCCUAAUAGAAAAAUUCAAGGUAACAUGGGCGUUUCUUGAAACUAGUAUGUGCUACCAUUUAAUUAACGAUAAGUCUUAUGAUCGUAAAAAAUAUGAUGUGUCCUCUCUAAGGACAAUUGUAUUCACCGGUUCGACAAUCCAGUCAUACAAAGUUCACGAAGAACUUAAAGCGUGGCUACCUAAGACUUCUAUUCUUCAAGCAUACAGUUUGACUGAAACAGGCAUCAUCGCUUAUCAGCGAGAAUCAGGGAAAAUCGAAUCCAGUGGUUAUGUGAGUGCUGAUGUUCAAUUAAAGUUCAUCUCUUUAAACUCUCCAGAUCAAUUAUUAGGUCCAAACAUGUAUGGUGAGAUUUGCUGCAUUUCUCCUUACAUGAUGGGAGGUCAAGAACUUGACGAUUUUUCUAAUUCGAACAAGUUACUCAUUUCAAUCUGGUUCAAAACCGGAGAUAUCGGUUAUUACGAUGAAGAUGGCAAUAUAUAUAUCAUCGAGCGAAUAAAGUAUUUUCUUGAGGUGAAAAAUAAUCAAUUGUCACCAACAAUAUUCGAAAAUAUAUUAUAUAAUUAUCCAGAGGUGUUUGAAGCCGUUAUAAUAUAUGUACCGAGCCAUAAUAAUGAUAAAUAUGUAAUAGCGUUUGUUACAAAGAUGUCUGGAAUAGAGGUGACAGAAAUGGAACUGAAACAACUUGUGACAAAAGAUUCUAGCAACAAUGAGCUUCGGAAUGUGAUAUUCCUUCCUUAUCUGCCACGCUUUUCUAAUGGAAAAAUUAAUCGCAAGUUACUUUAUAAAAUGGCCCGUAACAUAUUUUAUGAAAGUACAUAAUUUCUGAUUAAUCUGUCAACAGAGCAUUAUAACUUAUGAUCUAUCUACAGCAACAAAAUAAUCUGACAAUUACAAAGACAAAUACAAAAUUAUAAAACAUGUUCAAAUCAUUAUUUAAAUACAUGAAUCAAGAUGUAAUAUUAAAUUAUAUAAUAAAAUAAUUGUACAAUAAUUAUACAAUAAUGCAAUUUAGCAGUUUUAAUAAAAAGAUAUGUAUGUACUAAAGUUUAUAAUUAACGUAAAAUAUUUCUUAUCAAAAAUAAAAAAUUUAAUAUUUUAUACAAUGUUGUGUAGACAUAAGCAAAUUUGAUUGAAAUC